UUUCAAUGCCAUGAAUAUUUUUCAUCUAUCGUAUAGGGACACAAUGCAAAGAUGACAAAUACAUUACAACUGAAAACUUUUAUAAUACUGAAGAAGGAAAUAACAUUCAGUGCUACAAUGUUUAUACGUUUUCGGAAGAAUAUGAUUUAAGAGAACUCGGAUGUUAUCGUAGAUAUUCAGAAGAGAAUAUAUUUUCAUUUUCGCUGACAUCUGAAAAAGAACCUAUUACAUGUUUAUCGCUUACGUACAUAUUAAAAAGUUCAAAUAAUAGAAAAUAUGAACUCAUGAUUUUUGACCAACUUUUAAAAAAAAAAAUAUUUUCAGUCGAAUUAGAAAAAGGAGACGAUAUAAAAACUUUAAGAUUAAAUAAUAUCUUCUUAUUGAUAACACGAGAGUACAAUAUAUCAUUACAAUUAUCAAAUCCAUAUUAUGAAUAUAACAAUUAUGAAUAUACUGAAACAAAGUUUCAACUCGUAAAGAUUUCACACUGUUCAACGAGCAAAAAAGAAGUCAAACCUUUACAAGAAUCAAAUGAUUUGAUGCACCCUUAUUCAAUAAAUGUACUAGGAGUCGGUUCUCAUCGACGAAAAUAUGAUGGCCAUCAAGUUACAAAAGAUACAAGUGGUUGUCUUCACGGUGGAUACAAGUUAUAUCCAUUAUCGAGGUGUAUUUGUCCUCCUGGCUUUACAGGACCAAUUUGUGAAACAGGUUGUGGACCGAAUUCAUUUGGAGCUGAUUGUAAGGGAAUUUGCUCCUUACAUGAUAGAAUGUGUCGUGGUAUGUUAAUGUGUACGACUUAUGGAUGUACGUGUCCAGUGGGACUAACUGGCCCAUGGUGCAACCAAGAUUGUGAAUCAGGAAAAUAUGGUGCUGAUUGUAAUCAAACUUGUUCUUCGAAUUGUUAUAAAAAUUCAUGUGACCCGUAUACAGGUAUCUGCUCUCGUGGAUGUGUUCCCGGAUACGUUUUUCCACGUUGUCUUGAAAAAUAUCCAUACCUCAUAAAUCCGCCUGAACUAAUUUCAAGUCAGUACGAGUCAUUAGAAAUUAAAUUGAAUUUAAAUUCUACAAAUAUAAAAGGUGGAGACACCAACAUAGAGCUGAAAUAUUAUCAAUUACUGUAUAAGAUACUAGGCGAACAAUCCUACAACACUUCAGACAUCAAUUUCAUUUUAAACGACACCAAGGUAACGAGCAUUAUAAAUCACUUAGAACCAGGUACCGCAUAUGAAGUUGGUGCUAUCCUUAUAACAAACGAUGGGAAUUUCAAUGACCAAGACAUAAUAUACGGUCAAUAUAAUACGACUUGUAAGCGUAAGUAUUCUUCGAUUAAUCUCUAAAAUUAUUAAAUUGAG
Messenger RNA from Sipha flava (yellow sugarcane aphid), 1352 nucleotides. RefSeq lists its product as uncharacterized. The record is from RefSeq and is a predicted model, not a curated record. Lineage: Eukaryota; Metazoa; Arthropoda; Insecta; Hemiptera; Aphididae. Bases 285 to 1337 code for a protein of 350 amino acids. The transcript is spliced from 9 exons.